GAUAAAACUAUAAAAUAAAGGUGCAAAGCACAUAUUUCACCUUAUGUGUACCAUGAUGUUGGUUCUACUUUUGUGUCUCGCAGUUUCAGGCGUGUCAGCAUAUUCGCCGCCACCCGAUGAUGCGGUAGUUAACAGAACCCACUGGAUACCCCCUUACCGGGCAGCAACGACGUUCAGGCACAAGUACGUCACCCACAACGGCGGCAUAAAUGACAACACAUUCAGUGAUCGCCCCUACGUCACAAUCACUGUCACCAACAAAGUGUCGGAUGAAGCACUACACAAGGCAGCACUAGAUGUAAGCCUGAUGGUACGGAACAUGCCUGAUGACGUUUUUAACGGUAUCGCCAAAUCACAUGGUGUGGGGAUCUUCUCCAAGUCCGAGGGGAUGGUGGUCUAUCCUGAAAACUCCCAUCUUGCUGACACCCCAGCCUGUAGAGGUAGUUGCAGUGGAUCAUGCAGUUACACGUGUACUGUUGACAACCGGAAGUGGGCAACCAUUGCUGGUCUAACCAAUCAGCGUAGCUCUGUGCUUGACGAUAACGUGUUGUGUGACGCCCAAGACCUGUAUAAUCACAAGGAGAAUCUUCUUGUCCACGAAUUUGGACAUCUGACAAUGAAAAACAUGCCAAAGAGCUGGAAUAGCAAGAUACUUGCUGCAUACAGUAAUGCUCGCAGUAACCGUCUGUGGACACUGGGCGUGUAUGGGAUGGUGAAUGCUGAUGAGUACUGGGCGGAGGCAACCUCCUCCUUCUUCAUGUCUGUACUUAGGACUGACGUCACGGCUGGCAUGAACAUGUGUGGCACAUCCCAACCGUGUUCCUCCGAGUCGGCGUCAAGAGCUUACUUGAGGAAACAUGACCCGCGGUUGUUUGAAGUUCUGGAAUACGCCUACACCGACAAUAGGCCAGAUAUCAGGAGCGGACUUAGACCAUGCAUCUAAGACUGGAUGAGACUGGAUAAUGACUGUAUUCUUGCUUAGACCAUGCAUCUAAGACAGGAUGAGACUGGAUAAUGACUGUAUUCUUGUAUGCAUAGUGCAUGAAAAUGUACAGGCAAUACAUUCCUGUUGCGCUUGUUA
Haliotis rubra (blacklip abalone) is the source of this 1081-nucleotide messenger RNA. RefSeq lists its product as uncharacterized. Lineage: Eukaryota; Metazoa; Mollusca; Gastropoda; Lepetellida; Haliotidae. Gene Ontology annotation, molecular function: metallopeptidase activity. The transcript is spliced from 7 exons. The coding region runs from base 44 to 943 and encodes 299 amino acids. The record is from RefSeq and is a predicted model, not a curated record.